CUCUGGUGUAUAUUAACUGGAGCAGUCACACUGAACACGACCUGGUUAGACCCCAAAACCCCACCCUCCCACCUAAACAAUGCUGCGCUGCCAUCGCUGCUUGCUACUGUUGCUGCGAGGACCGCUUUCAGCAUGACACUUCUGGGAAACAGACUCAUCAGCUUAUAGAGUGCAGACACCCCGUGCAUUUCAUGGUUAUGUUUGACGUAGUCACCUUUUUAGUUAGAGCUCUGUGCGCAUCCUGCAAGGUGGGUUUCCCUUUGUCUCUGCAGAGGCUGGAGAAAUGAAACUUUUGCAACAGUGGACAGAGCCUGAGGCUCCUUUUGUGAGCUUCUUUUUGCAUUUGUCAAAAUUAAUUUGUACACAUUAUACAAGACUGAGCCAAGGUGUUAGUAUGUGAGUCAGAACUGUUGCAGCCCCCUCAACUGCAAAGCAUUUUUGCAUCAAGUACCACCUCUGAGGUUGGAAAAUGAUCUUUAUCUCUAAUAGAUGCAAAUAAGUUUUGUAGCCGGAUUUCUUGAUUAAACAGAUUAUGAGUAUGGAAACCGUUGCAACCACAAUGAAGGGGCAGCGUUAUUACUCUGUAUCCUGGGAAACCUACCGAUGAGUCUCAGAAAGACCGCAAUGAUAUUAGAUCUUCAGCAAGUGGGGAGGAAAGCGGUGUGCAUCUUCAGCUUUCCUGUAAGCACAUUUCUGAGGUAUUGGUUGGGGUUAAUUCUCACCUCUGUAAAGAAUCGCUGUCUCUCGCUAGCAGUCUUUCACAAGCAGCUGGCAGGAAAGCAUAGAAAUAAGGUGCUUUUCAUGUGGCAGCAACUGCAUCCCACCAAGAAUACUCUUAUGUGCUACUGAAACUGCUGUAUCACUGUUUACCAACACUGCGCUUCAUAAAGACUGAUACGUGAGAAUAAAACAUUUUUAAUAACAAAGCAUUAAACUUGUUGAAGAUUAAACAUAGACACAGUUCAGAUUUGAAGCAGGUACAGUGACACCUGAAAAUAAACCCCCCCGGCCCAGUUAAAGAAGUGUUACCUAAGCCACAAGAUGAGUUGGCCAGGUGAGCGUGUGUGGUUGCUCAAUCUUUCCUUUCGUGGAAUAUGAGAAAAAUUCUUCUUAUGCUGAUGACAUGAUGGUGGUUAGUGAGGUGGGGGUCAACUGAAACCUCGAGCUUCCUUUCCCUUAAUCUUUUUUUGUAUGCACAGUAUAAAGAAAGACAAAGUUGAACUAGUAGGUACAAAAAAGAGAAAUAAAGUUUCAUAAGGUACUGUAGUUAUAAGUAAACAUCAUUUCAUAUGGUACUGUAGUUAUAAGUAAACAUCAUUUCAUAUGGUACUGUAGUUAUAAGUAAACAUCAUGCAGUGAGAACCUUUGCAUUAUGCAGACCACAGAAGAAAGAUAGAUUGAUGUUUGCUUGUGUGCCAUAAGUUACGUUCUCUCCAGUCCAUGUUUGGCCUGUGUGUGGGAGGUCUUUGUGGGUGUUGAUCUUGACAGCUUGGUUCUUUUUUUUUAUAAGUCAGAGAUGCUCAGACAAAAAGGACACACCUCCUUCAUGCAGAGGUGAUAGAUGCACACCACACAUAGUUUGUCUCACGACAGGACCUUACACCAUGAGCUGUGACCAGUGCUACCCGCUCCCGCAGGUGUUCCUUGUGGAUGGAGGUGGAGGUUCGCAGGACUCCGCUCAGCCACCGAGUCUUGUACCUUGCUGGUCUUUCCCGCCUGCGCAGCAGGGGGUCAGGAGCCGUGAGAAGAGCCGGGGCACCAUGGUAGUCAGCUUUGGUGGGGCCCUUAUUGUGCUGAUGCUGUUCCUGCUCGUGUUUGCAGCCUUGGGGUUUGGGGCUUACCAGAUUUACAACAUGCAGAAAGAGCUGAAAAAGAUGAAAGAGGCGAAACCUGAGACUGAGUUUAAUUUGGCUGAGAAGCAAAUUGGUCACUAUGACCCUGGGUUGACUGGCGAAGACAAAGAUGACAGACCAGCAGCACAUGUGAUAGGACGCAUCGAAAAAAAUCAUUUCUACAAGACUUUGCGGUGGCAGUCACAUCUGGGUCGAGCGUUCGUAUCUGGAGGGGUGGCUUACAGGUUUGAAGACGGUGCUCUGCAAGUCAACGAGACCGGACUCUACCACAUUUACUCACGUGUGGAGUUGAUCUUUAAAGACUGUACCCCUACAUCCUCAUUUGUUCACACAGUGUUUGUGAGGAGAGUAGGACUUCCCACGACUGUGACCCUGAUGGAGGCCAACAGAGCCGGUUUUUGCUCUCAGCAAAGAGGGCUCCCCUGGACCUCAGAGAGUUACCUGGGCUCUGUCCUGCAGCUGCAGAAAUACGACAGAGUUUUUGUGAAUGUUUCGCACCCCAGUUAUCUUACUCAUGCACAUUAUGCCAACUUCUUUGGUCUUUACAAGAUCUGAAGAGUUGGGGGUGAUUGUUUUUUUUUAUUGUGUAUAAUAAUUUUACUCCAGUGAAAGAAUGUAAACUGCUCUGAAUGUCUCAGGCAGGAGUGAAACUUACUCAUCACUUUACCCGAAUGAUUCCUAUGUUGAGUGUUAUAACUGCACUGAGUAGCAUAAUAUGAUAUAUGAUAUAAUAUAUGAAACUGUUAAAGUACAUAGAAAAUAUUACUCAUUUUCUUUAUUGCCAGCCUUUAAAAAUGGUGGUUUAAAUGAAUUGAAGCAAUAAACAAAUAUUAUGCCUUUUAUAAAAAUGUUCAGAGGGUCAGUUAACACUAACGCGCCGAUAUAGUUGUAGCAUCUUUAAAUAUAUUUAUUUUUAGUGUGGAUCUGACACUGCCUAAAUGUGUGCUUAGUGAAAAAAAGUUUUAUAAAAAUGUUAUAUGAUGGUUCUUUUGAAGUAAAUAAACAGAUAAUUUAA
Messenger RNA from Larimichthys crocea (large yellow croaker), 2868 nucleotides. RefSeq names its product Fas ligand (TNF superfamily, member 6) (gene faslg). Gene Ontology annotation, biological process: immune response; apoptotic process; positive regulation of canonical NF-kappaB signal transduction. The coding region runs from base 1605 to 2408 and encodes 267 amino acids. Gene Ontology annotation, cellular component: membrane. The transcript has 4 exons. Gene Ontology annotation, molecular function: tumor necrosis factor receptor binding. The record is from RefSeq and is a predicted model, not a curated record. Lineage: Eukaryota; Metazoa; Chordata; Actinopteri; Sciaenidae.